AUGGGAGUGUCCAACUCUCCUUCUCUGAGGCUUCACGUCCCGGCCCCGGCUUCACGCCCCGGCUUUCACGUCCCGGCCCCGGCUUCACGUCCCGGCCCCGGCUUCACGUCCCGGCCCCGGCUUCACGUCCCGGCCCCGGCUUCACGUCCCGGCCCCGGCUUCACGUCCCGGCCCCGGCUUCACGUCCCGGCCCCGGCUUCACGUCCCGGCCCCGGCUUCACGUCCCGGCCCCGGCUUCACGUCCCGGCCCCGGCUUCACGUCCCGGCCCCGGCUUCUCGUGCCGGUUACACGCCCCGGUCCUUCCUACAGUCCCCCUCCUUCCUCCCUCCCUGGUUUUGUUUUUGGGACGUCUGGGAUCCGUCCCUUGA
Molecule: messenger RNA, 369 nt
Organism: Knipowitschia caucasica
Lineage: Eukaryota; Metazoa; Chordata; Actinopteri; Gobiiformes; Gobiidae
Source: the annotation of a GenBank genome assembly